Alosa alosa (allis shad) is the source of this 1230-nucleotide messenger RNA. Its product is annotated as charged multivesicular body protein 1b-like. Gene Ontology annotation, biological process: late endosome to vacuole transport; endosome transport via multivesicular body sorting pathway; protein transport. The record is from RefSeq and is a predicted model, not a curated record. The transcript has 8 exons. Gene Ontology annotation, cellular component: multivesicular body; ESCRT III complex. The coding region runs from base 143 to 745 and encodes 200 amino acids. NCBI's taxonomy places the organism in Eukaryota, Metazoa, Chordata, Actinopteri, Clupeiformes, Clupeidae.
AGAACAUGUGAUUCUGACGUAUCAUUUGUUCCAGUCCAACACGGAAGUAUUUACAAGGCUUCUGAGAGUAACAGUCUCUGGUAUCAUCGAAAACGAUCCGAAAUUUUGUCUCUGGAAGUGUUCAAACGGAGAAAGUUUCAACAUGCCGAAUUUGGACAAACAUCUUUUCAACCUAAAGUUUGCUGCCAAAGAGCUGCAGCGGAGCUCAAAAAAAUGUGAUAAAGAGGAGAAAGUUGAAAAGGCCAAAGUGAAGAAGGCCAUCCAAAAAGGAAACAUGGACGUAGCACGCAUCCACGCAGAGAAUGCUAUUCGACAGAAAAGCCAAUCUGUGAACUAUCUCAGGAUGAGUGCACGUGUAGAUGCUGUAGCAGCAAGGGUUCAGACUGCUGUCACUAUGAACAAGGUGACCAAGGAUAUGGCUGGCGUUGUUAAGGGCAUGGAUGCUGUGCUGAAGAGCAUGAAUCUGGAGAAGGUCUCGUCUUUGAUGGAUAAAUUUGAACGCCAGUUUGAGACCCUAGAUGUCCAGACUGCUCAGAUGGAGGACACUAUGAGCAGCACGACCACACUGACCACCCCACAGGGUCAAGUGGAUGGUCUGAUGAAGGAGAUGGCAGACGAAGCAGGACUGGAUCUGAAUAUGGAACUCCCAGAAGGUCAAAAGGGAUCGCUUGCUACAGCAAGUGUGGCAUCUGCAGAGCAGGAUGAGUUGUCUUCAAGACUUGCCAAGCUACGGGACCAGAUCUGAUACAACUGACAUCGAAACUGUUGGGUCAUGUAUUGGUCUGCGUGAGUUGUUACUUGUUGCAUUGAUUGCCUUUUUUUCCUCUGACAGCAAUGAGAUGAAUGCAAGUGGAUUGGUGUACGGGUGGGAGUAAAGUUAAGAAAAAUAGUUUCGGAAUAUUAUAAUUAUUUUCUUUUGUUUUAGUGUCACAACACUAAAGCUGUGAUUACUGGUAUAUGGAAAUAUUUACAGUUUUUAAAUUAUUAUUUUUUUCUCGUUUUUGUACACUUUCUCCUCCAGUGUCAAGUUAAGUGUGUUGGUGCGGAGUGUUUUGGAAAUUGUAGCUUUACAAUUUUAUAUUGCCGUGUACUGUACAUAUAUCAUGUAUAUAUUCAUUUGAUCACACUCUAAUUUCUUAGUACUAUGUAUACUCAAUGUUGGUGCCUUUCUGGAAGAAAAUGGAUGUACUGCUUAUAUCACUAUGCAAUAAAUAUUUUGUGACUUUCAAA